This is a messenger RNA of Didymodactylos carnosus, 1814 nucleotides long. The record is from the annotation of a GenBank genome assembly. NCBI's taxonomy places the organism in Eukaryota, Metazoa, Rotifera, Eurotatoria, Philodinida, Philodinidae.
AUGGUAGAUAAUUCUAUUCUGGAUUACAUUAAUUAUAAUAAAUCCCAUGAUAAUGACGAUAAUAAAUUAAGUGAAAAUGACUUUUUCGCAAUUCUUCUCGAUUAUUGUUUGUUGCGAUUUGUCGAUCAGGACAUUCAUUGUUGGCACUGGAAUACAUAUCAUGUGCGAGAAAUAUUUGCUGACGCUUUAAAAUGGACAAAUGGUUUUACAGCAAAACUUAGCGGGAGUCGAUUGACUGGUCUCGUUGAACAGUAUUAUACGUUUACAGAUGAAGAUGUGCCAUUGGAGGUAUCCGGUGAUAUGGACAUUAUGUUUGAGCCGAACAAUGCAUUCGUCUCAGAUCUCGAUACAGAAUCACCAUUGCAGAUUGGCUUUGCUGACCCUUCUCCGUUUAUCGGUUUUUAUCAUAUUCGAUACAAUGAACGCACUACAUGUCCUAUAGAGGUUGAUGUAUUUGAGCAAUUUAACGGGAAACGACAUUUGUCCAGUGAAAAAGUCGCCAGUUUAAUUCAUGCUGAAUUUUCAAAGUACAAUCAACAGGGGCCAGUCGUAGCAGAACUUCAUGGCCCUGCAGUUACACCGACGAUGAAUAGUAUGGGUACAUCAUUCAGUAGUCAAGAUUAUGUAUUAGCUUGGUUGAUGCCUCAAAUUCCUUAUCAUAUUCGACAACAAUGGCUUGAACGACCAAAAACAAUGGCCCUCAUACCAAAACGGCAAGACACAAUGACUUGGCGUCUAUCGUUGAGUUUUCCCGAAGCAUUGCUUACAAAUUCAUUUGAUAUAAAACAAAAAAGUUGUUUGAUGUUAUUAAAUUCUUUCGUACGGGAAAUAGCACCAGGUAAGGUUCAUGAUUCAAUAAAAUUAAAAUGCUUACAAAAUAUUUGUGAAAAAUCACACAAAUAUUUUCCGUCAACAUCACAAUGGUGUACAAAUAUUGAAGAACUACUGUUCACAUGGCUUAAUGUGACACUAACUAGCUCAUUAAUGAAACAAUUGCCGGAAUAUUUUGAAUCUGUGGUACAUGAACAAAACCAAUUAGCUAGACAGAGCUGGCUCGGAGAAAAAGUAUUAGAACCAAUAACACGGGUGUUUGGCGUGUUGAGUGAUUUAAGUCAAAUUGCUAACGAUGAAACAGACGAUGAAGACGAAGAUGAUAAUGAUCAAAGUAAAAUUUAGUGAUUUAAUUAUGAUGUAGUCAUUUCCAGAUCGAAAAGCUUUGCAUCUGAUUCGUGUCAAUUAGCCACAUUUCUUCGCAGUAUACCUGAUACUAAUACGAAAUUUUUGAGUAUUGUUAGUGAGUUAUUGACAGGAACUUCAGAGUACGUUGCUCGUGAAUAGUUUCAAAAUCGAUUUCUUAACCCUUAAAAUAUAUAUGAGUGAUUCUGAUAAAAAUAGUACUGUUCGAAUGAUGUAAAUGGCCCUAAGCGUUUCUCCUCUUAGACUUGACGAAACAAUUUUGCCUUUCUCGCGUAUACUCAUCAAUGUCCGACCUAUAACCACUGCAAAUAUAGCUUUUCUUUCUUUAACUAUUAACGAGUUAGAAGCAAAACAUCGAUAUCUGACUGUUAUUUUGUUGGUGACUUUCUUGUCGUUCACAUGAAUCACAUUUUGUAAAUGUUAUGUUCAUCUGUUACUUUGUACAGAAUAAUAUCUUUUUCUCUCUCUUUUUCUAGAAUUUUGAGUUGACUGUAUAUCUAGAAUAACCUCCGAUGCAAAAGUAAUUAGGGAUUAGGAAAUUUCCAGUUAUGGUUCUCCGCUCAAGAACAUUGUAGAAAGUACAUUCUUUUUUUGACUGAAAGUGCAAAGCCUGAGCU